Molecule: messenger RNA, 5163 nt
Organism: Austrofundulus limnaeus
Lineage: Eukaryota; Metazoa; Chordata; Actinopteri; Cyprinodontiformes; Rivulidae
Gene: zeb2b
Product: zinc finger E-box binding homeobox 2b
Exons: 9
Coding region: 16-3627 (1203 amino acids)
Biological process (GO): anatomical structure development; regulation of transcription by RNA polymerase II
Molecular function (GO): DNA-binding transcription factor activity, RNA polymerase II-specific; RNA polymerase II cis-regulatory region sequence-specific DNA binding
Source: RefSeq, a predicted model, not a curated record
GACUAUUCACCCAGGAUGUACGGAAGAACAGCUCUGAACUACGAGAACGUGGUGGAGACAGGCUCAGAGACAGAAGAGGAGGACAAGCUGCCCGUGUCCGAGGAGGACCUUCUGAUCAACGGCACGGGCAGCCCGGGCAGCCUCACCAAUCCGGAGGCAUCGCCACACGCUGAAAGCCACGGCCUGCUGACCAAGGACGAGGACGACGACGAGAUGCGGGACAGCGGUGUUGAACACAUCUGGCAUGACAACGACAUCCUGAGCGCCUCGGUUGAUGGUACCGAUGAAAUCAAAGAUGAUUUUGACGCCCUGGGGCCUGAUACCACUAUGCAGGCAGUUGGAAAUGGUACAGCAGUCAAGAGCGUGGAUUGCACUUCAGAGUUGGAGGACUUCUUUACUAAGCGGAAGCUGGACGAUGGUGACAGCCAUGUGGUGAGCAUUGCAGAGUAUCUGCAGCGUGGCGACACGGCCAUCAUUUACCCAGAAGCCCCUGAGGAGCUGAGCCGCCUGGGAACACCAGAGGCCACAGGACCUGAGGAGAAUGACCUGCCACCUGGAACGCCAGAUGCCUUCGCCCAACUGUUGACCUGCCCCUACUGUGACCGGGGCUACAAGCGUUUGACAUCACUGAAGGAGCACAUCAAGUAUCGCCAUGAGAAGAACGAGGAGAACUUUGCCUGCCCCCUCUGCAACUACACAUUCGCUUACCGCACCCAGCUCGAGCGGCACAUGGCCACGCACAAGCCGGCGAGGGAUCAGCACCAACUUCUCAACCAAGCAGCCGGCAACCGCAAGUUCAAAUGCACCGAGUGUGGCAAGGCCUUCAAGUACAAGCACCACCUGAAGGAGCACCUCCGGAUUCAUAGUGGUGAAAAACCCUAUGAGUGCCCCAACUGCAAGAAACGUUUCUCCCAUUCAGGAUCCUACAGCUCCCACAUAAGCAGCAAGAAAUGCAUUGGUUUGAUUGCCGUCAACGGUCGCAUGCGCAGCAGCCUGAAGCCAGGCUCGUCGCCCACCUCUGCCUCUGCCUCACCCACCAACACUGCUAUCACACAGCUGCGCCAGAAGCUAGAGAAUGGCAAGCCCCUCGGCUACACCGACCACAACAACCACUUAAACAUCAAAACAGAGCCUCUUGAUUUCAACGACUAUAAACUCAUGAUGGCUUCUCAUGGAUUUGGCGCUCCUGUUCCAUUUAUGAAUGGAGGGAUGGGUGGAAACAGCCCACUGGGGAUCAACCACAACUCAACUGCUCAAAGCCCCUUGCAGCACCUGAGCAUGGCAGGGCUAGAAUCACAGUUCACAGGUUACCCAGGUUCACUUGGAAACAACCUGAGCGAGGUACAGAAGGUUCUCCAGAUUGUGGACAACACUGUGUGCAGGCAGAAAAUGGAUUGCAAGCCAGAGGAGCUUUCUAAGCUCAAGGCCUACAUGAAGGAACUGGGAAACCAGAUGGAGGAGCAGAAACAGAGCUUGACAUCUCCAGGGGGGCCUCAGGUUGGUCUUCCACUUGUCAAUCACAAUGGUGCCACCAAAAGCAUCAUUGACUACACAUUAGAAAAAGUGAAUGAAGCCAAAGCCUGUCUCCAGAGCUUGACGACAGACUCAAAGAGACAGAUUAGCAAUAUCAAACGAGAGAAACCCAACCACAUGCUCGAAGGAGGUGUGGAUGAGAAGGUGCAGGAAAACAUGUUUACACCAUUCGCUUGUCAGCAUUGCAAAGAAACCUUUCCCGGGCCAAUACCUUUGCAUCAACAUGAACGCUACCUGUGCAAAAUGAACGAGGAGAUCAAAGCUGUGCUGCAGCCCAGUGAGAAUCUGUUGCCCAACAAGCCAGGGAUAUUCAUGGAGAAGAACUCCCACUCCUCCAUUCUGUCUGAGAAGGGACUCCCUGGCCCCCUAAACCCUUACAGGGACCACAUGUCCGUGCUGAUGGCGUAUUUUGCCAUGAACAUGGAGCCCAACUCAGAGGAGCUGCUCAAGAUUUCCAUAGCAGUUGGCCUUCCUCAGGAAUUUGUCAAGGAAUGGUUUGAGCAGAGAAAGAUGCACGAGUAUAGCACUACUAGAACCCCACCAUUAGAGCACAGGAACAACAUAGAUAUAGCUGUUGGAACAAAUAACCACCAAACUCCACCAAAAGACUCUUUGGCAGCUAGGUCACCUGUCACACUUCUUAAAUCUACUGACCGCAUCACAUCCCCCUCCAUUGCAGAGCUCCAUAAUAAUGUCAACAAUUGUGACAGUUCACUCAGGCAUUUGAAAAACCAUCAAUUCAGUGGCAGCGCCAAGCCUGUAGGUGAAAAGUUGGACCACUCCCGCAGCAACACCCCCUCACCACUAAACCUUUCCUCCACAUCUUCCAAAAACUCCCACAGCAGCUCCUACACUCCAAACAGCUUGACUUCAGAGGACCUGCAGGCUGAGCCACUUGACCUCUCACUGCCGAGACUCAUGAAGGAACCCAAGCAUGCACUGACCAUCAAAAGCAGGCCGAAAGUCAACAGCAUUACCAUUGACCAUAACAGCAUCCCCUCUCCCCGAGAGCACUUCGAAGAGCCUUUGAACUUGGCCUACCUUAAGAAAGAAUUCUCAGGCUCAACUAAUAAUGGGAACCUUGAAAAAAGCACUAGCCCCAUCUUUGGCAUCAACCCAUUUGCUGCCAAACCCUUAUAUACAUCACUUCCACCCCAGACCGCUUUCCCACCUGCCACAUUCAUGCCCCCUAUGCAGGCCAGCAUACCAGGUCUUAGGCCCUAUCCGGGCAUGGAUCAAAUGGGCUUCCUACCGCACAUGGCCUACACUUAUGCAGCAGGGGCAGCUACCUUUGCCGAGAUGCAGCAGAGGAGAAAAUACCAACGGAAACCAGGUUUCCAGGGGGACCUACUUGACGGCACACCAGAUUACUUGUCAGGGCUGGACGACAUGACAGACCCCGACUCCUGUCUGUCGCGGAAGAAGAUUAAGAAGACUGAAAGUGGUAUGUACGCGUGUGACUUGUGCGACAAAACAUUCCAGAAGAGCAGUUCCCUUCUAAGACACAAAUAUGAACACACAGGGAAGAGGCCCCAUCAGUGCCAAAUCUGCAAGAAAGCCUUCAAACACAAACACCAUCUCAUAGAGCACUCCCGACUGCAUUCAGGGGAGAAACCAUACCAGUGUGACAAGUGCGGUAAGAGGUUUUCGCACUCUGGCUCCUACUCGCAGCACAUGAACCACCGCUACUCCUACUGCAAGAGGGAGGCUGAGGAGCGGGAGGCAGCCGAGAGGGAGGCCCGCGAGAAAGGCCACCUAGAGCCCACGGAGCUGCUAAUGAGCAGGGCGUACUUGCAAGGCAUGACUCCUCAGGGCUACCCCGAGCUGGCCGAGCGCGAGGCUAUCCUGAGGCAUGACGCUGUGAACGGAGGGAUCAGAGAGGGAAGGAAGGAGGUGGACGGAACGUACGCUAAGAUCGGACGAAGGGAUGAGUUUGAAGAGGAGGAGGAGGAAGAAAGCAAGAGCAUGGACACGGACCCAGACACGUUGAGAGAUGAGGAGGAGAACGGAGAACACUCGAUGGACGAUAGCUCGCUGGACGGCAAAAUGGAAACCAAAUCAGAUCACGAGGAUGUGAUGGAGGACGGCAUGUAAUCAAUGGACAGGAAUUGGCGUGUGGGACACUUUAAAAAAAGCUUCCCAUCUUAAACAUUUUAAGUUUCUCUCUUUCGGUUCAGUAUUCUCACCUGCUCGGUUUAAAACGCCGUGUUUUAAACUGCACGUGCCUGAAGCUUCAGGGAAGCUUUCUUUGACAGACUCCUCGGAGGGUGAAUAAAUGGGGAGAGGGGGGUGGCAGUGUCUGCCAAACAAGGCUCAAAAAUCAAUCUGGAGGAGGCGUUGAAGGAUAGGAGGCAUGGGUUUGUGAAAUAAGCUUCAUUAUGCAAACCGAAUAAAUGAAUACAUUUUAAAAAAUGUACAGUACUAAGGCCUAAAAUCAUGUGUGGUGCUAACCUCCUGAAAUAAACCCCCCGUGUUCCAUAGUAUUUAUAGCACAACUAGUGACUUGUACAAAUUGCACUCCGCUUCUAUAAUCAUGAACAAAAAUAAUAAAAAGUAUUGCCUAUGUAUAUAUUUAUACAGUGUUGGAAAAGAGCAGUAUUACCUGCACUACAGUCCUUCAGUAUUAUCUUUGUUCUCACUACCUUUGGUGUCGUCUUUUUGUUGCAAACAUCUCCAGCCACACUGUUUUAGGCCUCUGGAAUCAAAUGAAGGAAUUUAAACUGUGUUGUUUUUUUAAGGAUGAAAUUUUAAAUUCAUUUUAAGGGAAAAUACAAUUUAUUGACAGAGUGUUUGGGGGUAAAUAAAACCUAAAAAAAGAACAAAAACUAUGAAGGAUGAAGCCUUUGUAAGGUGUUUUUGAUAAGAAAAGAAGCCUUAUAUGCAAACCUUUUAACCUGUGUGUUUUCUGCAAGUGCCACCCUCGUAUUGUGUAAAAGGAAGGUUUAUUUUUCACCAGCUUCAGUAUUACAAAAUGGUUCACCGUUGUUCUUUAAAGCACCUGUGUCAGUAUUAAAACUUCUAGGCAGCAGUUCCUUAGUUUACAUUAUGUUGUGCAAUGUUUUCUCAGCUCUUUUUGUCAGUAUUACACCAAACCAUUUUCUGAAAAAAAAAGCAAAACUGCAUUCAUUUAUUUGUAGGUUGAAGAAAACCUUAUUUAUGUGGCCCAUUUUAUAUUUCCUAAUUUUAUUUAUUUCAUACUGUUGUGUACAGUACUAUAGUUCUUCAAUAUAUAGAUAUAUUUUAGUAAAAAGGAACAUGGUGUCGAUCAUAGGGGCAAAUUUAAAGAGAGCAUUUAUUGUGUUUUGAAACAUUGUGAAAGUUGAAUCUUAUUUUAUUUCCUUUUACUUUCCAGUUGCUGGAAAAAAACUCCAAAUUUGGGAACUUUUAUACAAUUGUGAAAACACUGUAUUUUCGACUGAAAAAAAGAGAAUUCCACUUUUCUUCAUCAUUGUUUCUUUUUGUAAUCUAAAAAAAUGAAGAGGGACUGUUAAAUACUAUGUAUGAUAUCAUGACUGAAGAAGAAAUCUUUCCUGAAAUGUCUUUGUAAAAGUAUUAUUGAAUUCUUAAUUUGUAAUUUCUCUUGAAAAUGACCCUGCUCGAAUAAAAGUAGCCAAAUUACAGAGUACCAAA